UGCUCUGAGUUUUUCUUUAUCCUAGAGGAGUCUGUCUGUUUGUUGUCUAUCCAACGCUGGUUGCCAGCCAGGUUGUCGCCAUGCCAUGCUCCAUUGUUGGAUUUAUCCUCCGCCAGCGCGCACCCGUUGGAUCACCUUCGCUCUCAGUUUAGACCUCCCUUUUUUCAUAUGACCUUUUGCCUUUAUUUGGAGUCACGUCCGAGCUUCUGCUCCUGCCUCCUCUUUCGAAUUUGCGCCGCUUGUGAUCGCUUCCCCUGCUGCACUGUGGAUGUCCUCUCCGCUGUUUCGUUGUGUUCUGUCAGGGCGCCGAUAGGCGUCGUCUUGCGGAACGGUUUUACGACAAGCGAGUUCGUUCGGAAGUCGGAGCCGUGGAGGAGCUGAAAGCCGUGGUUGACAUUCUUGCGACUUAGAUCCGGGAUAGUCGAGGCUUCGCGAGAUAAACGAGGGGAGGAUUCGUGCAAGUAGCAGAAGAUUAUGGGUCGCACAAUAGACGUUCCUGAAGACACAUUGCAGGAGUCCGAAACAUCCAACGUAGUGUUAGAGCUUUUGAAACAGGCUGGAGGAUGUGUGGUGACUGAUGGAGGUUUUGCAACUCAAUUGGAACGUCACGGUGCAAAUAUUAACGAUCCUCUGUGGAGCGCGGUCUGCCUUAUCACUAUGCCAGACCUUAUCCGCAAGGUGCAUAGGGAGUAUUUGGAAGCAGGAGCUGCAGUAAUAUCAACAGCUUCUUAUCAGGCAACAAUUCAGGGUUUUGAAAUGCGAGGCUUGUCAACGAAAGAUUCAGAAGAUUUGCUUCAGCUGAGUGUCCGUAUUGCUCGUGAGGAGCGUGACCGAUUUUGGAAAGAGUAUCAAAAUAAAGUGCAUACAGGACCUGGUCAAGCGGGUUCAUACCAUCAUGCUCUUGUUGCUGCAUCCAUUGGUAGCUAUGGAGCUUAUUUAGCUGAUGGUUCUGAGUAUAGCGGAGAUUAUGGCUCAUUCGUCACAGUUGAAAAGUUAAAGAACUUCCAUCGUCGCCGCCUACUGGUGCUUGCUGAUGCAGGACCUGAUCUAUUGGCAUUUGAAACCAUUCCGUGCAAGUUGGAAAUUCAGGCUCUAGUCGAGCUGUUAGAUGAAGAAAAAAUACGGAUUCCAGCUUGGGUAGCAUUAAAUUCAAAAGAUGGCGUGAAUGUAGUGAACGGGGAUUCACUGACUGAUUGUGUUGGCUUGUUAGACAACUGCACCAAAGUAGUAGCAGUAGGCAUUAACUGCACCCCUCCUCGCUUUAUUCUGGACCUUAUCCGUGUGGCACGAAAGGUGACAAGCAAGCCCAUUAUGGUCUAUCCGAAUAGUGGAGAGCAUUAUGACGCCGUAAUAAAGCAGUGGGUGGAAUGUAAAGGAUCUACAGACACAGACUUUGUCUCACAUGUGCAAGAGUGGCGCAAGGCAGGAGCUCAGCUUAUUGGCGGGUGCUGCAGGACUACUCCCAAUACUAUAAGAGCCAUUUCCAGAGUCCUGUAUGAACACACUCAAGUGUACGCCGCUAAGUAGUCUGCAUGCUUACCAAAUCCGUCUUGGUUUUCUGCUAAUACAACACUCUUCAAGCACAUGUAGCUGUUCUUUAUUUUCGAAAACUACUGCCAUGUGGUUUGCAGUUCGACGCAUAGUUUUGUAAACUAUGCUCCACCAGAAGAAUUCAAGACAUUAUCUUUUUACGAACUUGAUUUGCUAGUUUGCAAAUUGAGUCAAGAUUGCCAAAUUUCGGCAGUUGAAUACUAUUCUAUUGUCCUGCAGCAAGUUACUUGAUCUGCUUAGAAUGUUUUAGUUUCCCCUUAGAGGUAUGGUGCGACAGACCUUGCUUGAGAAGGGACAAUGUUGUCAUCAAAGCAACUCCUACAUUGCUUCAGGAUAGCUUUGGAGGUCGUGAAUUUUUUCGCACUCCAUAUUAGCCAGGGUAAUCAUUUGAUUCAUUAUAUGGUCACAAUUUAUGCCCCCAUCUUAUUUUUAGGAUAAGAUUCAAUCAGCUGGACGUGUACCUUCAAGAGCUGGGCCUCCAUAAACGAUUCUACGAACCGGACAAUUUCUUUCGUAAAUCUGAAUUUUUUUAGUUGUACUUAUCUGGCCUUGAAAUCGAUUCAGGUUAUUUAAAUCUGGGGUUGUUUA
Physcomitrium patens is the source of this 2139-nucleotide messenger RNA. Its product is annotated as homocysteine S-methyltransferase 2. Gene Ontology annotation, molecular function: S-adenosylmethionine-homocysteine S-methyltransferase activity; zinc ion binding. Lineage: Eukaryota; Viridiplantae; Streptophyta; Bryopsida; Funariales; Funariaceae. The record is from RefSeq and is a predicted model, not a curated record. Gene Ontology annotation, biological process: S-methylmethionine cycle.